UUUAGUUUAUUUUCUUCAGCUACUAGGACAGAUCUCAGUUUGCUGCUUGAGUGUCUGAAGUUUCAGAUGAAAUGUCCCGAUUUGUCAAAACAAGCUCUCUUUUCAGUCUGUGAAAAGAGAGAGGACAAUGUGGACCUGCUGAGGGAAAUGGGAGGUGUCUCAUUUGUGUAUAAACUGUCCAAAUCCAGCAUCAUUCGCUCAGAUGUUAAGGAGACGGCCCUAUUUACACUGGGCACCUUAGCAGAGGCCAAUGUGUAUUGCAAGAAUUAUCUCUGCAAAAAGGAGACAUUUGCAGACCUUGCUGGUUUGUUGCUGAAGGAAGACAUCCCACUGACACAGAAGAGCGUGUCGGUGUGUUUGCUGACCGUGUUGGUAGCCAACAAUAAAUAGGGACAGACUUUAGGUCAAGCAACUGGCUGCCUGAAUAUUCUAUUGGACCUCUUCAGGACCACUUCCCCUCUCUCUACAGAGGCUACAGUGAGAGCUGCUAAUGCUACUCAGACUUACCAGCUUUGGGCAUCUGUGUGUAGUGCGCUCUGUGGAUUUGUCAACAACCCUCAAAAUGACAAGGCUCAGCGUGUUUGUGUGGCGGCCUUUGCCACAAUAAAAGUCUGGCUUCAGCAGAUUGCUCUGCCACGUACUGAGAUUUUUCAACCCAUAUGUUCUUUCAUAGCGAUGACGGUUGCCAACAACUCAUGUCCAAGAGCGAGUUUUUAUGGCUCCGGGUGUCUGGAUACUCUCGCUCUUGGACUGGUUCGUCUAGCUUCAGCAGCAGACACAAGCUCGACGUCUUUCCAGCUUGCUGUCACUAUAUCCAAGACCCUUUCUGCUUCCAUCACAGAAAAUACGUCUCUGGCCUCGGGUCUUUCUCGGUAUGGUGUGGUUCCCCACCUCUUCUCCCUGCUGGAUAUCCCACACUUGGAGCCUAAGGACAGGCUGUCUGUUUUGCUCACUCUGGGCCGCUGCACUGAGGCAUCUGAGGAGCACCAGUCCCAGUUGCUGCAUUGUGGAGGCCUGCUCGUUAUCAUAACCCUUCUCACAGAAGAUACAAGUGAGGAGGUUAGGAAGGCUGCUACCUUCAUUUUGCAGACCUGCAAACAGGCCAGUAAGUCAACAUGGGUUCAGCCAGCUCUUGGAGCAGUGGGGACCUCGGUGGGGAAGAUCCGAGUUGAAGAAAACUCACUGUCUCGUGUCCGGUUUGCAGUUUGCGUGCUGCCUUUUGAGGAAGUGACCAGUCACACUUUUGCAUCGUUGCAAAGCUCCUGCCAGCACAGCUGUGACAUACACCAGGUACUCCGAGAGGCCACAGAGCGGUUCAGGACCCGUCACUGCAAGCUGCUUAGGAGAGAGUACCAUGACGACGAUGAGCCGGCAAACCAAGAAUACGAGAGAGUUUCAGCUGCACAGCCACGGAGGAGCUGGGAAAACGGGAGCGAGGUGCGCCCGACUCUUGUACGUAAGGGAGCAGGAAAAGGCCGGAGCUCCCCUCCCUGGAAGAAGCACAACGACAGCCGUUUGACUCCACUGCAUAAAGGAGCUACAAAGGAGACAUGGACCACUUACAGGACAGGUCCCAUCUUCCGGAAGGUGCGUUACCUGCAGAGAGGUGUGAAGCGUUUCGGUUUCUCCUGGAACUCCAUUUUGUGGCCGUACCCCUUCCAACGCACCAACGUUGACCUGGCCAAAAAAUACAGCAGGCUAAUGGUAACAGACAUUAGAUAUUUUCCAUCAUAAAUGACACAUUGCAUUCAAAUGCCUUGUUUCUUUGCCUUCAGAGAGGUAACGUCUAGGAGUCUGGCUGUUCGGAGGUUGUGGGAAACCCAACGAAUGGCUCUCUUCACACUGUAUUUAUUGCAAAUUGAUGCCAAAGAGCG
Molecule: messenger RNA, 1874 nt
Organism: Gasterosteus aculeatus aculeatus (three-spined stickleback)
Lineage: Eukaryota; Metazoa; Chordata; Actinopteri; Perciformes; Gasterosteidae
Source: RefSeq, a predicted model, not a curated record